Molecule: messenger RNA, 6198 nt
Organism: Chrysoperla carnea
Lineage: Eukaryota; Metazoa; Arthropoda; Insecta; Neuroptera; Chrysopidae
Product: Down syndrome cell adhesion molecule-like protein Dscam2
Exons: 17
Coding region: 1-6024 (2007 amino acids)
Biological process (GO): cell-cell adhesion
Molecular function (GO): protein binding
Source: RefSeq, a predicted model, not a curated record
AUGUCAGCACAAGGACCUGUCUUUGUUAUGGAACCGCCAGCAAAUCUUGUAUUUUCAAAUACAACUGGAUCACAAGUGAGUUGUUCCGCUCAUGGUACACCGCCACCGCAAGUUGAUUGGUUACUAGAAGAUGGUGCAGAUGUAACUGCUGUACCUGGUUUAAGACAAACAUUAGGUAAUGGAACACUAUAUUUUCCACCGUUUCGAGCACAAGACUAUCGUAAAGAUAUACAUCAUACCGUUUAUAGAUGUCGAGCUACAAAUCAAAUUGGUGUUAUUCUAAGUCGUGAUGUUGCUGUGCAAGCAAUAUUAAAACAACAUUACGAUGUUCAAGUGUUUCGUACACAUGUUGUGUUGGGUAACACAGCUGUGCUUGCAUGUCACAUACCAGAAUUUGUACGUAAUUAUGUAAGUGUGUCAUCAUGGUUCAAAGAUGAUAACAUGCUGUUGGCUGGACGAUCAGAUGCUGGUGGACGUUUUCUGGUGACAUCCGGUACUGGUAAUUUACAUAUACGUUCGGUGCGUGAAGAUGACGCUCAAUCAUUGUACAGUUGUUUAACAAUACACUCAUUAACACAUGAGCGUAAACGGAGUCCAUCAAUACAAUUAACAAUAUCUGCUGCUACGGGUAGUAUGCCUCCUAGAUUAACGGCACGAACACAAAAUAAAAUAUCGAUGGAGGAAGGUACUGAUGUACAUUUAUCAUGCGCUGCACAAGGAUAUCCACUACCGACAUUUACUUGGUAUAGAGAUAAUGGUAAUAAUGAAUUAGAGCCAAUUCUCAGUACAAUUCGAAUAAAUCCCUCGAACGAUGUCUUGUAUAUUCGACGUGUUCAAUUCGAUGAUGCUGGUACCUAUGUGUGUCAUGUGACCAAUCAAUUUGGAGAGCAACGUAUUCAAAUGCAUUUAACUGUUACGGCACAUUUAAAAGUUAUUGUGUUGCCAACAUUACAGAUUGUAAAUUCUGGCGAAAGCGCUCUAUUCAAUUGUACAGUGUUGGGCUCACCUGUUGAUUCUGUAAAAUGGUUACAUAAUGGACAAUUUAUAAAUAAAUCAACAUUUUUAAAUAACAAAAUCAAAUUAAUAACGCCCUAUAUUUUACAAGUGAAUGAUGUAACACGAUUAAAUCGUGGAAUGUAUCAAUGUAUUGUACGAAAUCAUUUGGAAACAGCACAAGCUAGUGCUGAAUUACGUCUUGGAGAUACCGUACCUGAAUUACAAAAUACUUUUAUUGAACAAUCAUUACAUUCUGGACCACCGAUAUCUUUAAGAUGUUCAGCUACUGGAUCGCCACCUCCACUGUUUAUUUGGUUAUUAGAUGGAGAACCGAUUAUUAAAACUUCAACAAAUUCAAGAUAUAUUAUUGGACAAUUUGUGGAUGAAACCGGUGAUGUAAUCAGUUAUUUAAAUAUUACAUCGGUUCGAACCCAAGAUGGAGGUUUAUACGCAUGUCAAGCUACUAAUUCAUUGGGAACAGUUUCACAUGAAGCCAGAUUGAAUAUUUAUGGCCCUCCUAGUAUUCGAAAAAUAGGACCCAUAAAAGUUGUAGCACAUAAAGAUGUCGUCAUCCAGUGUCCAUUUUCUGGUUAUCCAAUCAACGUUGUAAAAUGGGAACGACAUGGACAACAAUUACCAAUUGAUAUUCGACAAAAAAUCAAUGAGAAUUCAAUUAUUGGAUCGCUUACCAUCAAGAACAUAGAUCCAAACAUCGAUGGUGGAAUUUAUAAAUGUAUUGUUAUCAACCAUAAUGGCGAAUAUGUCGAACGGGACAUUGAAUUAAUCAUACACAGUCCACCCGUUUUGGAACCAUUUACAUUUCCGAUUAAUUUACAAGAAGGAGGUCGUGCUCAAAUAUCUUGUAGCGUGACAAGUGGGGAUAUGCCGAUUCAAUUUUAUUGGUUAAAAGAUCUACAACCGUUGUCAUUGGUUCAAUCGCAGUUGCAUUUGAAUAUCGAGGAACGUACCGAGGAAUUUUUUAGUAUUUUAAUAUUUAAAACAGUGAAUGCUAAACAUAGUGGAGAUUAUACGUGCAUUGCUCGGAAUAAUGCUGCGAAAGUGAAUUAUACAGCAACGUUAAUGGUUAAAGUACCGCCAACAUGGACUGUGGAACCUCAUGAUCAAACAACUUUAUUAGGUCAUUCGAUUAUCAUCCAUUGCAAUGCUUCUGGAUAUCCUGUACCAAAUAUUACAUGGCUACGUUCGACCACAACCACUUCACCCUCAUCAAAUUCAUCUAAGCUACCAUCUGAUUUUCAUAUCGGUAUUGAAGAGACUGAUCGUGUCCAGAUAUUUGGAAAUGGUUCCUUAUACAUCAAUCAUGUAAUCACCGAAGAUCAAGGGUAUUAUCUCUGUCGAGCUUCAAAUGAUAUUGGUUCUGGUUUAAGCAAAAUUAUUUACUUAGACAUCAAUGAACCAGCGCAUUUUGAAAAAACAACACACAACAUCUCAAUAAAACGUGGCGAACAAGCUCAUCUCGUUUGCGAGGUUCUUGGCGAUCUUCCUAUUCAAAUCCAAUGGUUCCACAACAAUAAACGUAUCAUAAACAAUAACAACUUGAACAACCGAAACCGAAUCUAUCAUAUCAACGAAUACAAUAACAAGAACGGUUUAAAAUCCAUCAUCCAACUGGAUAACAGCGAACGUGACGAUUCCGGAACGUAUAAAUGUGUGGCUUCGAAUAUUUAUGGACGAAACGAUAUGUUUAUAUAUUUAAUCGUUCAAGAACCACCGGAUCCACCGUUAAAUUUACAUGUAAUUGAGAUUGGCAGUCGGUUUAUACGGUUGCAAUGGUUACGAGGCUACGACGGAAAUACCCCAUUAACUCAUUAUUUAUUGCAAUAUCAAGUUGUCCCAAAUAAUUACAUCGGUGUCGAUUACAUCAAUAUUUGGAAUCAAUUUAACAACAAUAAUUUAAAUAACGUCAUUUAUAACGUUACACUUAGUGUAACGUUAACCUCAAAAGUCGCGACGACAACAAUGCAAUCCACAAUUACAACCAACAAUGUUAUCGAUGAGAAUAUAAUCGAAACGGCAUUAAUUAAUAAUUUACAAGCGGCUACAACUUACAGCUUACGAAUGCUAGCGAUUAAUACCAUCGAUACAAGUACGUACACGGAACCGAUUGUUGUGAAAACUCAAGAAGAGGCUCCUGUUGAAGCGCCACAAAACGUCCAAGUUGAAGCUGGGGGUUUGGGUGAACUGUUAUUAACAUGGCAAAUACCAUCGAAACAAUCAUGGAACGGUGAUUUAAUCGGAUAUAUCAUCAUUUGGAACGAAUAUAAUAACAAUAUAACGAAUUAUAAUAAAACGAAUACCUUAACGAUUCACGGAUGGUCUACGACUAAAGCUCAUAUAACGGGAUUACGGAAGUAUAAUCGAUAUAAAAUUGUGAUUAAAGCGUUUAAUAGUGUGGGAAGUGGACCACCUUCGGUGCCAGUAAUUGGAACUACAAGUGAAGGUGUUCCAGAAGCUUCGCCGUUGAAUAUACAAUGUUCGCAAAUAUCGUCGCAAAGUAUGAAGAUAUCGUGGAUUCCGCCGUUGCAUAAAUAUCAUGGAGGAUUUAUUAAAGGAUAUAAAGUUUAUUAUCGACCGAUACCGAUUUUGUUUAAUAUUGAUAUUUCUACGACUGGAGAAGUAAAGCGAACUACAAGUACUGAAACAUAUCUGCAUACUUUAUACAAGUAUACUAACUAUACGAUACGUGUACUGGCCUACACAAACGCUGGAGAUGGUCCACUAAGUGUUCCUAUUUUUUGUACAACCGACGAAGAUUUACCAGAUGCACCAGCUGACAUCAAAGUCGCCGUAUUAUCCAGCGACUCAAUGAUCGUAUCAUGGCUCCCACCAAACCAACCGAAUGGACAUAUCCUCUACUAUACUCUAUUCAAAAAAGACGUCAAUAACAACACGACCAUUCAAAACUUCAAAAUCGAUACCCACAUCAAUAAAUCGAACGACAUCUUCAUCUACAAAGUUCAUAAUUUAAUUGUUAAUCAAUUGUACGAAUAUUGGACAACGGCCACGACACGAAUUGGCGAGGGAAGUCCAAGUAAAAGUCUUCAACACUCGAUACAACCUUCGCAUGUUCAUUCGAUACCGACACGAAUUUUAUCGUAUUCCCAACAGCUGUAUUACUCGAUAAAUAAUAAUCACAAUAUUGUACUAAAAUGUAUAACGGUUGGAACUCCCCAAUCGUAUGUAAAAUGGCUACUGAAUGAUACACCAAUCGUUAUCCACAACCAUCACCAUAGCUACAAAAUAACCAAUGACGGACAUCUUCAUAUUUUCAAACUCAACGAACAAUUAAUCGGCAACUAUACUUGUACAGCAAAUAACAUGUACGGAACGGAUCAUAUUACGUAUCAAAUUUCGAUUUUAUUCGAACCAAAUGCGCCAGUUAUUGAACUAAACUAUGUAACGUCAUCUAGCAUAAAUGUGAAAUGGAAGGUGUUAUUUGAUGGGGGGAUUCAUAUUGAGGGGUAUAUUUUAAAUUAUAAGUAUAGUAAUGUGACGUCAAUAAAUGUGGAUUUAUCGUCGGAUAUACAUGCGUACACGUUGAAUUCGUUAAAAUGUGGAACGGUUUAUCAUAUUUAUUUGAUUGCGUAUAAUCGAAUUGGACAGAGUUCGCCGAGUAAUGUUUUGUCGAUUAAAACGAAAGGAACAAUACCUGCAUUACCGAACAUAUCAUACACCGAACAAUUCAACUAUUUCAUUCAAACCAACUCAACUUCCGCUACAAUCAAUCUUUACAUGUGGCCGAACAACAUCGAAUGUCCGAUUCAAUACUUCAUUCUCGAAUAUCGUCUGCUAAACACCCAAGCAUGGAUCUUACUUUCCAAUUCCGUCAACAUAAAUGAAAUGUACAGUUUCAAUAAUUUAUCACCGGCUACACGCUAUCAGCUUCAAAUAAGCGCCUACAACGACGCAGGCUUCACACGUCAUGUUUAUAAUUUUGCGACAACAACCUGGAAUGGUCAGCAUAUCCCGUCGAUUUUAUUAUCGGAUAACGAUGUGAAUAGUGAUGAUGGUUCGUUUAUUUUUACAUCGUCUUCAUCUUCAGUUAAAGAUAGUUCGAAUGAUAAUAAGAUCUUGUUUAUUGAGGAUGAUAAUACGCUCUUUAAUGCUGAGCAUACUUAUUUGCUGAAUAUUUACAUAUUUAUCACGAUUUUUAUCAUUAUCACGUUCGGUGUGAUCAUUCUGGUAUGGAAAUAUAUUAUCAUAAAAUCCUACUGUUUAUCACAUUUGAUACGCCAUGGUGGGGACACGGGUCAGCAGAACAAUAACAACGAUAAUUGUGAUAAUGAUAUUGAGUUGAAUGAACAUUUACAUCAGCAACAUCAUAGACAUCAUCAUCAGCAACAGCAACAACAUUUUUAUUAUCAGCAACAACAACAACAGAAUCAGAUCAAUGAUAAAUUAGUUGAGCAUCGUACCAAGAAUUAUCAGCAAAUUUAUUUAUCAACACCAACCGGCAAACAUUGUGAUAAUGAUGCGGUUCCAGAUAAGAAUAAAUAUAAGAAUAAAUUAAAUGAAAGUGGAAAUAAUCGUAUUUGUGGACGACAUCAUCAUCAUGAACGCGAUCAUUUAGGAGGUCAUGAACACGAUGAUACUGACACCGAUGACACUAGAAGUGACAGUCCAUGCAACUACUGUAUAAUUAGUUCAGCAUCCACAUAUCGAAUGUCUACAAUUAAAACUAGAACAGGUAGUAUUGUGAGUGCACAUGAUAAUUACCACAGUGAUAACAGUGGUAGCGGUGGUGGUGGAGGUGGUGGUCAUCAUCUAGUUGUAGACGAUUUAUUAAAUAAAAUCUCAAGUACUGAGUCCUCAAACGAUCUAGUUACGAGCACAAAUAGUCAUCCAUCAAUGGAUCGAUGUAAACAGAAAGCUAAACAUCAUUAUCAUCAUUUAUCAUUGAUCUCAACUCCAACACCAAUCAUGAAUAAACAACAACAACAACAAUAUAUUAAUAAUACGAACACGUUGAAGAAAUCACGUAUGCAAUUAUCAAAUACUAAUAGAUAACCAAUCACUAACCGAUAAAUGUAUGAAAUGAAAUGAGGGUAAAAACUAUCGAGGCGGGAUUUAUUCAAAGGACGGUCAAACAACUUUUUUUUUAAAGUUAUACUUCUCUUAGGUGUAAUUUUUCUAGUCAAUUUAAACAUUCGAAGGUACAAAAAUUCGCACCCUGUUGUAAUU